AUGGAUUAUCGAAGAAAAUCAGUUGAACACAUAUUCAAUCGUGGCGAUCCUUAUCCAGCAGAAGUUGCUGCAACUGUUCAAGCAGUUAUGGAAUCUCUUAAUUUUUCAAAUCCAUAUCGACUUGUUUGGCAAUCAAAAGUUGGACCGAGUGCUUGGCUUGGUUGUGCAACAGAUGAUGCUAUCAAAGGAUUAGCUAAUAAUAAUCGUCGACAUAUUCUUUUAGUUCCAAUAGCAUUUACAAGUGAUCAUAUUGAAACUUUACAUGAACUUGAUAUAGAAUAUGCUCAACAUCUUGCUACAAGUGUUGGAAUUAAAAUGAUUCGUCGCUGUGCAUCGUUAAACGAUAGUCCACUUUUUAUCAAAGCUAUGGCUGAUAUUGUUCAUGAACAUAUACAAAGUCAACGUUGUUAUACAAAUCAAUUACCUCUUCGUUGUCCAGGCUGUGUCAAUGCCUCAUGUGAACAAAUGCGAAAAUUUUUUUGUUCAUCAUCAUAA
Messenger RNA from Rotaria sp. Silwood1, 495 nucleotides. Lineage: Eukaryota; Metazoa; Rotifera; Eurotatoria; Philodinida; Philodinidae. The record is from the annotation of a GenBank genome assembly.